CAAUUCGCAACACUUGAUAUACAUUAGAUAGAUUAUCCCUACCGUAUAGUAAGUGAUUUUGGUAUUUCGACCUUCUUUUUAACAUUUCACCUGUUUUCAUGUAUUCAGUACAAUAAGAUUCCUGCUGAAGGACAUAUAUCCAUGGCUACGAAUAUGUAAAAAAAAGGAUUCAUUUUAAUUGUCAGUGUCAACUGUCAAUUCUUGGGCACUGAGACAAAUUUUUGUGUGUAUGGACGGGUUCUAUGAAAAAGUUUAAUUAAUUAGUUUUGUGAUAAUUAUAUAGCUUUAAUGAAAGAACCAAAAGAAAGGACGAUGUCGGUGAGCGGCUCGUCGCUGCAAAAUGAAUAUAUGGAUGCUUUUAGUUCAAUAAAUGAACGACCGGUGGACGAUAUAUCAUUGGAGUUUUUUUACAAACCGCAUACAAUCACGCUUUUAGCUGUUUCUAUUGCAUCAGUAAUCUACACAGCGUUCGUCAGAGAUGAAAGAGACAUUCAAGAAAAUAUAUGGUCAGGCAUAUGCUGUGUAGUAUUUUUUUUCCUUAUAGUGUCAGUCCUCACAUUUCCAAAUGGCCCGUUUACAAGACCACAUCCGGCACUCUGGCGCAUUGUGUUUGGAAUGUCAGUGUUAUAUUUGCUUGCUCUGCUGUUCCUGCUUUUCCAAAGUUACUCCACGGUCUAUGCAAUAAUGUAUUGGAUUGACCCAAACUUACGGAAUUUUCACAUUGACAUGGACAAGGAGUAUGCUGUCAAUUGUUCUGAUAUAACAUUUGCAAGAGUUUGGUCUCAUGUCGACGUAUUUGCAUGGGGCCACUUCCUUGGAUGGGCGUUUAAAGCUAUUCUCUUUAGGCAUGCUGGCUUACUCUGGGCUAUAUCUAUAAUGUGGGAAAUUACAGAAAUCGCAUUUGCUCAUUUGCUUCCAAAUUUUAAAGAGUGUUGGUGGGACUCGCUAAUAUUAGAUGUCCUCAUUUGCAAUGGCUUAGGUAUAUGGUGCGGACUUAAAAUAUGUAAAGCCUUAGAAAUGAGGGAGUACAAAUGGGUUAGUAUAAGGGAUAUUUCAUCAACCACAGGAAAAAUAAAAAGAGCAAUACUUCAGUUCACACCAGUUCAAUGGACCCCAGUACGUUGGUUAGAUCCAACCAGCACAUAUAUGAGGUUUUUCGCAUUGAGUCAACUUGUUGUAUUCUGGCAGAUAUCAGAACUAAAUACUUUUUUCCUUAAACAUAUAUUUGAAAUGCCACCGUCUCAUCCUCUCGUCAUAGCUCGUCUUUGUCUGGUCGGAGUCAUUGUAGCUCCAUCGGUCAGGCAAUAUUAUACAUAUGUGACUGAUCCGUAUUGUAAACGAGUUGGUACUCAAUGCUGGGUAUACGGGGCGAUAAUGGUAACAGAAUCAAUGUUGUGCAUUAAAAACGGAAAAGAACUUUUUGGUCAAGCUCAAGUCUGUAACGUUAUAGUAUGGCUAGUCAUUCAAAUAUUAGUAUCAAUAGGAUGUGUGUAUGGCGUAGUGUUAUACCAUCGAUAUUUUGAGCCCAAUGUAGAUUCUUCAACUGAAAGCCCAAAGAAAGACAGUUAAAUAGAACUUACUCGAAUAUUGCUCCAAGGGUGUAUGAAGGCGUGAUUUUCCAGACAAUUUCUUGAAUGUUGUGUCCUAUUAGAUAGUGAAUUUUGUGUUAUUAGUUUAAAAGCAUUUUGUCAUCGCAUUGGAAUUAGAAAGUAGAAAUAUUUUAUUCGCUGAAAUAGUCUAGUUGUACCUACCUAUUUAUGUGCAUAUUGAUAGGAAAUGUAAAUAAAUAAAACAGAACUAUUAUCCACUGUU
Messenger RNA from Manduca sexta (tobacco hornworm), 1812 nucleotides. It is a transcript of the gene l(3)77CDf, whose product is annotated as phosphatidylserine synthase 1. The record is from RefSeq and is a predicted model, not a curated record. Gene Ontology annotation, biological process: phosphatidylserine biosynthetic process. The transcript has 7 exons. The coding region runs from base 289 to 1569 and encodes 426 amino acids. Gene Ontology annotation, molecular function: L-serine-phosphatidylethanolamine phosphatidyltransferase activity. Lineage: Eukaryota; Metazoa; Arthropoda; Insecta; Lepidoptera; Sphingidae.